This is a messenger RNA of Aspergillus oryzae RIB40, 1107 nucleotides long. RefSeq names its product putative cyclin. Gene Ontology annotation, biological process: positive regulation of DNA-templated transcription, elongation; regulation of transcription by RNA polymerase II. The transcript is spliced from 2 exons. The coding region runs from base 1 to 1107 and encodes 368 amino acids. NCBI's taxonomy places the organism in Eukaryota, Fungi, Ascomycota, Eurotiomycetes, Eurotiales, Aspergillaceae. Gene Ontology annotation, cellular component: cyclin/CDK positive transcription elongation factor complex; nucleus. Gene Ontology annotation, molecular function: cyclin-dependent protein serine/threonine kinase activator activity. The record is from RefSeq and is a predicted model, not a curated record.
AUGGCGUCCACAACAUCACAGCCGGCGGAGAAGCAACUUGUGCCCGCACCAUCGAACCCCGUCCUUCUUGCGACACAAGCCCAAUGGCUUUUUACAGAUGAGGAGCUCACGCGUGCGCCGUCGCAACUUGACGGUAUGACACUGGAGGCAGAACAUACAAGUCGCAGUAAAGGGGUCAAUUUCAUCACCCAAGUGGGCAUCAUGUUAAAAUUGCCCCAGCUCACCAUUGCAACUGCUGCCGUCUACCUUCACCGGUUUUUCAUGCGCUACAGCAUGGUGGACCUGCCGCAACGACCGGGAAUGCACCCUUAUCCGAUUGCCGCCACCGCGCUAUUCUUAUCGACCAAAGUGGAGGAGAAUGUGCGGAGGAUGAGAGAGCUGGUGGUUGCAUGUUGUCGGGUAGCGCAGAAACAACCCAACCUAGUCGUGGACGAGCAGUCUAAGGAGUUCUGGAAAUGGCGAGACACGAUCCUGCACCACGAGGACCUCCUUCUGGAAGCCCUUUGCUUCGAUCUCCAACUUGAACAACCCUACCGCAUCCUCUACGAUUUCAUCUGUUAUUUCGGCGUCAACGAGAACAAACCCCUCCGCAACGCUGCCUGGGCUUUCGUCAACGACUCUAUGUUCACUGUUCUUUGUCUGCAAUUCUCGGCUCGAAAUAUUGCUGCCGCUGCCCUUUACGCUGCCGCCCGACAUUGCGAUGUGGGAUUUGAGGACGACGCCUCUGGCCGGCCGUGGUGGGAGCAGGUCGACGUGGAUCUGGCGCAGGUGCGUCGCGCGUGCACAAGAAUGGCACAACUAUACGAGAACAAUGCCAUGCAGAAACAUAGCCAGUACUACCCGACCACCCCCAUCUUCGCAGACGAGGGCGGACCCCCGCCCCGAGACCGACGCAACUCAGACCGAUACCGCGAACACGAAGACCCCAGCCGAAGACGUCGCUCAGACCUCUCCUCCACCAGCAGAAAAUCCAUCGACGAGCAACACCCUCCACCCCCGCCGCCUCCUCCUCCCUCCGAUAUGCCCCAGAACCAACAACCACCCCCGCCUCCUCCGCCACCAGACCAGGACGAAGAAGGCGGAGGAAGCGAAGAGGGCGAGCUAUAG